UCAAAAACAGCAUGGAGUGAGUGUGCUGCACCAAUCAUAUCAUCCGACCGCUGCGUAGCCGCCGACAGGCUUAAUGAUGUCGCGUCUAUUGCAAUCGACUUAGGCUUGUGCUGCCAAUUCUUUACUGACGAUAAAUGUGACAAUGUAUACAAAGAUGAAGGAGGGGAAGGACUAUGGUAUCCCGGCCUCAAGGAAGUAUCUGCUACCUUCAGAGAGCAGGUGGGCAGUUACAUGUGCAGAAAUGGGACUACUUCAUCAAUCUGUCCAGGGGCAGGUGCUGGGAACCUAGUUGCUUCUGAAAAUGCGGCUACUCCCACUGCCAACUAG
Molecule: messenger RNA, 327 nt
Organism: Bipolaris maydis ATCC 48331
Lineage: Eukaryota; Fungi; Ascomycota; Dothideomycetes; Pleosporales; Pleosporaceae
Source: RefSeq, a predicted model, not a curated record